GGAGGCGGCGGCGGGGCAGCGCACGGGGCCGCUGAGCCGGAGCCGAUCGGAGCGGGACGCCAAGGAGAGGCGGCCGGUGCCCCGCCGGCGCUGAUUUGGAGCUUGGGGGCGGGGCUGUCCCGGAGCGUUGCCGCGGGGUGAGAGAAUGAAGAAGCCGGCCGGGCAGCAGCAGGAUGGGGCGGCAGGACCUGCCCCGUGCUGACGGGCCCCCGCCCAUGCUGCCCUGGCCGCUGGCCCUGCUGGCCCUGAGCGCCUGCUGCCGCUGCAGCGCCGUGCCCCAGGGCCAUGCAGCCCCCGCCACGCCCUCCUCUUCCUCCUCAUCCUCCUCUCCCUCGGCCCGGCCGCCUCUCGACUGGCUCCUCACCGACCGGGGACCCUUCUACCGAGCCCAGGAGUACGUGGACUUCAUGGAGCGCUACCGGCAGGGGUUCACCACCAGGUACAGGAUCUACAGAGAGUUUGCCCGUUGGAAGGUGAAUAAUCUGGCCUUGGAGAGGAAAGAUUUCUUCAGCCUCCCACUUCCCCUGGCCCCCGAAUUCAUCCGCAACAUCCGGCUGCUGGGGCGGCGGCCCAGCGCGCAGCAGAUCACCGACAGCCUCAUCAAGAAGUAUGGGACACACUUCCUGCUGGCUGCCACGCUGGGAGGAGAGGAGUCCCUGACCAUUUUCGUGGACAAGCGCAAGCUUAGCCGGAGGGCAGAGCCCGCGGCUGGGGCUGGGAACAGCUCGGGGGUGUCGCUGGAGACCCUGCACCAGCUGGCAGCCUCCUACUUCAUCGACAGGGACAGCACCCUGCGCCGGCUGCACCACAUCCAGAUCGCCACGGCUGCCAUCAAGGUGACAGAAACACGGACAGGGCCACUGGGCUGCAGCAACUAUGACAACCUGGACUCGGUGAGCUCUGUCCUGGUGCAGAGCCCUGAGAACAAAGUGCAGCUCCAAGCUGGCCCAGCUCGGGCGGGCCUGGGAGAGCCACCACAGCCAGUUCGAGGAGUCAGAGGAGUUUCAGGCCCUGGUGAAAAGACUCCCCACGGACCGUUUCCUGAACAGGACAGCCAUCUCCCACUUCUGGAGCAUGGAUCUGGAUGUCCAGCACCGCUACCAGCAGCUGGGCACCAGCCUGAAGCUGCUCUCCAGGAAAACCUUCCGGCUCAUCCGGCGCCUCUUCAACCUCAGCAAGCGCUGCCACCGCCAGCCGCGCUUCAAGCUGCCCAAGGAGAGGUCCCUCCCUUACUGGUGGAGCCGUGCACAGUCUCUGCUGUACUGCAGCGAGACCACCGUGCCUGGGACCUUCCUGGAAGAAAGCCACAGCUGCACCUGUCCCUCAGAGCAGCCCUCCUGCCAGGGCUCCAUCCCGUGUGCCUUGGGCGAGGGGCCAGCCUGUGCCAGCUGUGACCAGGACAACAGCACCCGCUGCGGGAGCUGCCACCACGGCUACGCGCUCACCCAGGGCUUCUGCCGCCCCGAGGUGGCCGACUCCCUGGAGCAGUACCUGGGGCUGGAGACGGACCUGCAGGACCUGGAGCUCAAGUACCUGCUGCAGAAGCGGGACAGCCGCAUCGAGGUGCACUCCAUCUUCAUCAGCAACGACAUGCGCCUGGGCAGCUGGUUCGACCCCUCCUGGAGGAAGCGCAUGCUCCUCACCCUCAAGAGCAACAAGUACAAGCCCGGGCUGGUUCACAUCAUGCUGGCCCUGUCUCUGCAGAUCUGCCUCACCAAGAACAGCACCCUGGAGCCCGUCAUGGCCAUCUAUGUUAACCCCUUUGGGGGAAGCCACUCAGAGAGCUGGUUCAUGCCUGUCAACGAGGGCAGCUUCCCAGACUGGGAAAGGACUACCGUAGAUGCCUCUGCCCAGUGCCAAAACUGGACCAUCACCUUGGGCAACAAGAGGAAGACCUUCUUUGAGACGGUGCACGUCUACCUGCGGAGCCGCAUCAAGUCUCUGGAUGACAGCUCCAACGAGACAAUCUACUAUGAGCCCUUGGAGAUGUCAGAUCCCUCCAAGAACCUGGGCUACAUGAAAAUCAACAGCUUGCAAGUCUUUGGCUACAGCCUGCCCUUUGAGCCGGACGCUAUCCGUGACCUGAUCCUCCAGCUGGACUACCCCUACACGCAGGGCUCCCAGGACUCAGCCAUGCUGCAGCUGCUGGAGAUCAGGGACAGGGUGAACAGGCUCUCGCCCCCUGGCAAAAUCCGCCUCGACCUCUUCACUUGCUUGCUCCGGCACCGGCUCAAGCUGGCCAACAACGAGGUGGCGAGGAUCCAGUCCUCCCUGAGGGCCUUCAACGCCAAGCUGCCCAACACCCUGGAGCAGGAGACGGGCAAGCUGUGCAGCUAACACAGCUGGCAGCGCUCACACCUCGGCCAGGGGCUGCCAGGACAGACUGCCUGGGGAGGAGAGAGAAAGAACCACCCUAAAAAUUGAAAUCAAGGCCUUACCUUAGUGCCAACUGCGUGCUUCCAUGGUACACCCAGCAUCUGGCCAAAGAGACACAGGGCUCGGGCGGAUGGAGAAUGCCAGUGGGACUGAGGAGGAGGAAUGGCUCAUGGCAUUGUGAACUGGCUCCAAGUGUGGGAACAAUGCCACUGUGGCUGGGGAGGUGUGCCAGCAGCCCAGGGGGUGUGGCUUGCCCUGAGGCAGCUGCUGGUCCCACCAGAGCAGGUGCUUAACCCACCCUAAGGAUCCCCCAGCAGCGGCCUCCUUGCCACCCCAACUUUUGUAGUCUUUUUAAGAGGUUUCUACUGGCACCUUUGCAUCCCCCACCAUCCAUCCUGCAGCCGUGGCCUCGCACACGGUGCUGCUGGGGGCCCACAGCACAGGCCCUGCAGACCCUGCAGGUCUCCCCUGCGGCCUCUCCACGAGCACCCCGUGUCUGCUGCCGUGCCGAGGCACCGUCUCACCCCUUGCCUGGAAGGACCUGGCACCUGCCCAGGGAUGCUGCCAUCACAGACACCCUCUUUUGGUGUGGCACAAAAAACCUGUGGGCCAAGGUUGCCUACAAAACAGAAAAACCAACAAAAAAACCCCCACCCUAAUGCAAAAGAAAGAAAAAGAAAAUGUUUUAUUUAUGUAUUUAUUUAUUUGGUUUGUUUGGGACAGGUUUUUUUAAGCCUAUUCAGUUGGGGAGUGUCAUUUCUUGUCAGUGGCUUCAGCCAAGAGACAUCUUAGUAAAAUGUAUCUGUUUAAUAUA
Molecule: messenger RNA, 3190 nt
Organism: Zonotrichia albicollis (white-throated sparrow)
Lineage: Eukaryota; Metazoa; Chordata; Aves; Passeriformes; Passerellidae
Source: RefSeq, a predicted model, not a curated record